CACACACUCUCUUACAAACAAUGAAUCUAGUUCAUACAUUCUCCUUUAAUCUCCAGACCUUAUGCUUUCAUAUAUAUAUUUGCAGUUUCAUGUUAGGUAGUAUAUGUCUAUUUUAUUAAUAAUCCCCAAUUCUUUGUAAUCUUUCUUGGUGAGGUAGUACUCAUGGACAACAUAGAAGUCCCCGAGUACUUCAUCUGCCCAAUUUCACUUCAAAUCAUGAAAGAUCCAGUAACAGCCAUAACUGGAAUAACCUAUGAUCGACAAAGCAUCGAACGAUGGCUAUUCGAGACGAACAACACGACGUGCCCUGUAAGUAAGCAGCCGCUGCCUAGAGACUCCGACUUGACCCCAAACAACACGCUCUGCCGGCUGAUCCAGGCCUGGUGCACCCUAAAUGCGGCUAAUGGCAUCGACCGUAUCCCCACCCCUAAGCGUCCUCUCAGCAAAUUACAUCCAAUUAACCUGAUCAGGGACCUCUACCAGCCUGAUCUGCAGAUCAAAACACUGAGAAAAUUGGAAGCUCUUGCCAUCGAGAACAAUAGAAAUAGGGUUUUCUUGGUGGAGGCUGGCUUAGUUAACGCCUUGAUAUCUUUUAUCACAUCAUGUUACGAUAAACAACAGAUGAACGGCCUGGAAGAAGCUCUUAGCCUUUUCUAUGUCGUCCGUGCUUCGUUAGCCCAAUUGCAGGGACCCUUAACUGAAAACGAUGAAGUUUUCGACUCUCUGGUGUGGGCUUUAUGUUGUGAUUAUCUUCCUGACAGCGUGGUAGUAAAAUCCCACGCAGCGUAUGCAUUGAGAGUCAUGGUCGAGAAGGCAAAUCCGGGCCUGCUGGAGAGACUGAAGCCCGAAUUCUUCAAGAGUAUAUUGUGUUUGUUACGGGCCGAAAGCAGCAACAUUUCUCAGCAAGGAAAGAACUCCCUUUUGCACGCAUUGCUGGAUGCCUGCCCGUGGGGGAGAAACAGGGUCGUGAUGGUCGAAUCAGGGGCUGUUUUUGAUCUAAUAGAGGUGGAACUGAGGAGCCCGGAUCAGAAGAAAACAACAGAACUAGUAUUGGGAAUACUAUGUCAUCUGUGUUCGUGUGCAGAUGGAAGGGCUCAGCUGGUGAAUCACACGGCCGGUAUUGGAGCAGUCACGAAGCCAAUCCUGAAGGUUUCUUCGAUCGCGGAUGAAAGAGCCGUUUCCAUUAUUUGGCUGAUCGCUAAGUACUGUGGAACGAGUAGAGUGCUUGAGGAGAUGCUGAGGGUUGGAACAGUUGCAAAGCUUUGCAUGGUGAUGCAAGCGAAUUCUGCUGUGCAUCUCAAGGAGAAAGCGAAAGAAAUCCUACGGACAAACUCUGAUGUGUGGAAUGAUCACUGGCCGUGUACAGAAGCCGAUUGGACUUUCCGCUGCUAAUCAUAUUUCAUCCUCUACUCCAUUUAAUAUAUACACAUAUAAAAAUGAUAUCAUAUAUUUUAUUUAAGGAAAAAUUUUAUACGCUUAGUUAAUGUAUGUUGAACAAAGUAGGAGAUGAGAUAUA
This is a messenger RNA of Sesamum indicum (sesame), 1516 nucleotides long. The record is from RefSeq and is a predicted model, not a curated record. Lineage: Eukaryota; Viridiplantae; Streptophyta; Magnoliopsida; Lamiales; Pedaliaceae.